UAUGCUAUCUCUCACACAAUACCAACUUAUAUGUACUUGUCUCUUUUGCACACGGGACAUGGUUCGAAUAAUUCGAAUUUAUAAUUUUGUGUGGCUGGAACGCGAAUGUCAAAUCAAACUAUUUUCCGGAGCCCGGAAGAGAAUCGAAACACUGCAAAAGAAAACUAUUAUAUUAUGAAUUUAGUUUUUAAUUACAAUUGUAUACAUACUUAGUUAGGCAUAAGUGAAAUAAUUUUUACACUACAAGUGACAUUCUUUGUAUUUUGUUUACACACCACGAAAUUGAUUAACAAUAAGAUUGCUUGAAGAAUGUAAACAGGGAAAAAUUUGACGAUUAAUUGGAUUUAUCAGUGCAAAUUGUAGUUAAAAAUGGUUGAACCGGCGAAGCCUUUUGCCUGUACGUUGCCUGACUGCGGCAUGACAUUUACAAAUGAGGACCAUUUACAUGUUCACACAAAAAAACACGAUAUGGUGUUAUCUUUGGGAAUGGAACAAAAAGCUGCAUUUGUCGCUGACCAGACACCCACACCGACUCGUUUCAUCAGGAACUGCGAGGAGGUGGGUCUCUUCCAGGACCUGCAGAAUGUCAACCCAUUUGAUGAGGGCUUCAAGAGGGCUAUGGAGGCGAAGCACGGUAUCCUCUCCCUGGAGAGUGCGCUCGCGUCCUCCUCGGACGAGCUCCACACUCCUCAGAUGGUGUUCCCCACCAUUGACGGAGACUCCGCCCUCUACAGCACCACGAACAAUCAAAGGAACAUUACUAUAAGUCGCUCAUCAAGCGACGAAUCAGGUGCAGUAAAAGAAUUUGAAAGAACAACAAUUUCUAAGCUAACAAACGAAGUGACAACUAUUAGCAGAAUCGUGGGCAAAGCAGAAGAAAAAAUAGACGACAGAAAUAAAGAUAAUAAUAUAAGAACUGACUCAGUGUCAUACACAACAAAUAAUGUUAUAAAAAUCAGUAACAUGGUACGAAAAGACAGCAUAGAAAAGAAUCCAGUACAAACUCUAAUAUACGAAGACACAGUCAUACAUGAUAGCAAUGUUUUGUCUGAAAAAGUCCAAGAAGUACCCCCGAUUAUGAGCCAAAAGUCUCUAGACUUUAUCGUUGAUAGUUUGAACAACGAUUUCGAGGACACUGCUAAGAAAAAAACAAAAAAUGACGCCGAAGAUUAUGAAGUCAUAAUCAAGCUGCCGGGAGGGAAACAAGUGAAAAUGAGGGCAGUCGAAGAGAUAGACAAAGACAGAGAGAAAGUGUCUACGAAGGAGAUUUUAAAGAAAGCGAUCACUGAAAAGGUUGAAUCUAAAAAAACUCCACCGAAAACGAAUGCCGUAAAUCUAAUUCCAGUCAGUAAUGUGCCUAUAGUACCUGGUACAUUCAUACCUAUAACUUUUGUGCCUCAAAUCAAUCAGAAAGUGCCUAUAACUCCAAUCAAUGUUGAUAUAAAGAAGCCGGUCAAAAGAAAGGUCCGGUUUGAUAAAAGUGACAAUGCUAAAGACACUGGGACGGUUUCAACUGACAAAAGUGUUAGUAAUAGAAAGAAUAGUUGUCCUAAAGAUCUCGAUAGUCGGUCAGCUGCUUCUAGAAGAUAUAGGGCGCGUUUAAAAGAAACAUGGAUGCAACAAUCGCAAGAGAACGAAAGACUUAGGGAUAUGAAUGAGAAACUCACCGCGGAGAGGGACGUACUGAAAACUGUGAUCUUAGAACAUUUGAAGAAAUGCCACGAUUCUAAUGACUUGAAAAAUAUUUUGGAGAACCUCAAAAGUACAGGGACUACGUUACAAUAAUUCUGCCUACCCUACUUUUCCUGGUUAAUAGUCGUCAUGAGCUAAUGUUCACAUGUAAACAGUGACUCAUGUAGUGUAGAUGUCCAGUCAACUGGUGGUAGCGAGGUUCAUUACUGGUGAAUCCCUGCCUACCACUUUGUUGAAGAAAACUUCGUGGUAUCGUUACGUUUGUCGCGGAGAACCUAACGGGUAACCGGGACUCCGGCUCGAAGUGCAGGAGAAGGAACGGGGUGGUUUUUAGCC
Messenger RNA from Spodoptera litura, 2028 nucleotides. RefSeq names its product Activating transcription factor-2 (gene Atf-2). The record is from RefSeq and is a predicted model, not a curated record. NCBI's taxonomy places the organism in Eukaryota, Metazoa, Arthropoda, Insecta, Lepidoptera, Noctuidae.